CCUGUGUAUGACACUAUUCUCAGCAAGGAGGCCAAGCACGAGUCCCUGGUGAACAAGCUCGUAAAUGAGCGCGUUCAAGAUAGGAUACUAGGUUUCGAGAAGCCCGAUGUCGAGUCAAACGGAGUCCAUGUCUUUAUUGACAUGUCCAACAUCUCCAUCAGCUUCCUGAAAGCCGUUCGAGCCAGAUACUCACUUCCUGAUGCCGUGCGCUUUACGCCACUUCCAUCGUUGAACUUGUCUUUUCUUCACGAACUGCUCGUUCGCGGCCGUGGCACCAAGGUGCUUAACGCCGGCUGCUCCAUCCGCCCUAACCGCGCUGAGCCGACAUACAUCCAAGACCUUCGCGAUCUCGGGUAUCGGGUUGAUCUCCGACAGCGCAGGGUCGACUCGCAGGGGGGCCAGGCGCCCGAUGAAACGCGUGGCGAUUCAGGUAACCCCCGCUAUGUCGAGGACAUGGUCGACGAAACGCUCCAGAUCCGCAUUGGUGAGUCUGUCAUGAAGUACUUUGACAAGCCUGGUACGCUUAUCUUGGCCACUGGGGAUGCCCGGCCGGCCAAGUUCUCGGACGGCUUCUUCAUCUAUGCGGAGCGUGCCCUGAAAAUGGGCUGGAACGUCGAAGUCGUGUCCUGGAAGGCAAGUCUCUCUGGAGCGUGGACCAACCCCACAUGGGCAAAGCCCUGGGGUGAUCGGUUCCGUGUUAUUGAGCUCGAUGGCUACUUGGAUGAUCUCCUUGCCUGCUACGCCUUGUAA
Ilyonectria robusta is the source of this 750-nucleotide messenger RNA. RefSeq lists its product as uncharacterized. The transcript has a single exon. The annotation marks the transcript as partial. Lineage: Eukaryota; Fungi; Ascomycota; Sordariomycetes; Hypocreales; Nectriaceae. The record is from RefSeq and is a predicted model, not a curated record.